AAAUGAAGAUACUUCGAAAUACAAUAUGAGAUGAAUUGAAAGGAGAGAAUAACUGGAGCGCUUCUCAGAAGGUUAAAUACCUUCCACGAUACCUCAAAAUCAUGUUAUAAUCUUUUUGAUAAGACUUCACGUGUUACAACUUUUGACCUGUAGGAACCUAUUUUGUUUGUUUGUACUGGUUUCAAUAUUUGGUGCUGAUUAACUUGAUUUCCGUCUCUCACAUAACGGUUAUGAACAUGAUAGCUGUACAAUCACAAGAUGAAAGCCGAGUUGAUACUUUCUCAUCAUAGAAAAACUUCUACCCCUCCAUGUUGAUCGCAAGCAUAAAAUGCCAUUAUUCACUGAGGCUCUAUGAUAAUCUGGAAAUGGCAAAAGAGCGCUACAACCCACGAAGAAAUGAUCUAAUGGUUGAGCCAACAAAAGUUUAUGUCAGACCCAUUCAAAGAAACAACUUCGGUUAAUCUCAUAGUAAAUAGGUUAUAAGUAUGGAGUUUGAAUCCCUUGUGGAGUGAUAUUUUAGUUAUCGUAGCGUUCGACUUCCAGCUACUUAACCGCAGGUUCAAAGUCCUCUUUAAAUACUUUGUUUAAACGAUUGAGGAUUAUGGUUGGACAUCGCGCUUACAUGGUGGCUCACACCCAAGCACCUGGGGAAUGAGUUGAGAAGUGGCAGUUAAGAACAGACGACAGAAUAGAUCUAUGUUAAAAUAACAAUUUACUGAAUUCAAACUUUUAUUGGUCUUUACUGCAAUGUUAUUCUGUGAUAGAGAAAUAAUCUUAAACUUUAAUUAACCAUUAUAAACAAAAGUCAAAAUUCAAUUGGUCAAUAUAAUACUCAAAAUCAAUUGGUUCAGUGUCUCAAUUAAAAUGUUAACUAGAUAAUAAGCACCCGAUUCUUCGACGUUUAUUUUUGUUAUUGUUACUGUUGUUACCAUUGUGUUUUAUAAACACAAGGAUUGUAUAAUCAAAUGUUUAUCAAGAAGAAAUCAUCGUUCAGAAUCUACUAUGCAAUUCUGAAAGCAAUCGGAUUAACACUUUGUAUAAUUUUCAUAUUACAUCAAUAUUUCAUGCGUACAACUGUCAAAUAUGUUACCCUACGAAAUCACACUGAAGAAGCAAUUAUUGUACGCAAUAUGGCACAUAUUAACUGUAAACGCACAUGUCGUACUAUUUGUAAGAAUAUUGACAGUAUUCCAUCGAGUAAGGUGAGUGCAUUGAAACCAAUUGGGAAAAUGCCAUUCAAUGGUGAAUUCAAUGAAGAGGUGAACCCAAUCAACGACACAUUUUAUUCACAUGAUCUUGGUGGCGGUUGGAUGUUUAAGGAGGAGACGACGAAUUGCAACAAUGUUCCACAAUCCGGUGUAGCAAUCAUCAUUGUUUGUAGAGAUAGAUGGAAACAACUGAAUAAUACAUUGUCCGCUCUGAUUCCAGUUCUCCAGAGACAACAUUUGUGUUAUCAAAUAUUUGUUAUUGAACAACAGGGUACUGGUAUUUUGAACAAAGCUCAGUUGAUGAACAUUGGUUUUAUUGAAGCACGUAAACGUUUCGAUUUCGACUGUGUUAUAUUUCAUGACGCCGACUUAAUACCAUUGGAUGAUAGAAUACCACAUGGUUGUGAUGAAGAGAUGAUGGAGAGUGUGGUUCAUUUGAGUGUUGGAGUGAGUACAUGGAAUUAUGUUUUAUAUUACCAAUCAUUGAUCGGUGGUGUUUUGAAAAUAUCGACUUCACACUUUAUACAGGUUAAUGGUUAUUCGAAUAGUUAUUGGGGUUGGGGUGGAGAGGACGAUGAUUUGGAGAGGCGACUGAAAGCAUCAAAAAUUAUGUAUAAACACAUUGAAAAGUCAAUAGGCAGAUAUCUGGCUCAACCUCACACUAAACAGGUUCGAGGGAAUAGAAGUUUAGUACUUGAUUCAUUAAAAAAGCUGCCAGUCGUAUGUUCACUGAUGGAUUGAAUUCUGUAAAAUAUAAAGUUUCAGCCUAUUUUGAGAAGCAACACUACACACAUUUUUUAAUUACAUUAAAAUAAGUUUUUUUUUUAAGAUUCAAUUGUCUGUUUUUCUUACCCUUAAAUAUUGUAUAACCUAGUUCUUUACACUGUGAGACAAAACUAUUUUUAUAUUGAAUGAUACUUUCAUUUAAGUAUUGAAGUGAUCAAGAAAGAAAACACUGAUGUAGUCUCAAGUUCAACAUUGUUAUAUACACAGUCAAAUCUGUAUAAUAUUCACAAAUGCACAGAAAAUUACAUCCAUAUGUAGAUAACUUAGUAUCAUUGAUGGAUCGAAUAAAAGAAUUUCUAUUUGCUAUUCAUCAUAGCGAUUUGUACAUCAUUUACUUCUGUUGUCUAUGUGUUUAGUUUUCGGUAUGUACUUUCAAACAAUAUUUCAAUUAAUUACUUAACCAUCUUUUGAAACAUUUAAUUAUAUAUCUAUACCCUAGUUACUUAACAAUUGUCCGAUAAGAAUAUAUGUAAUGAUAACUCAUAUAUAAUUCCCAGUAGUCACCAUUCAUUUAUUCUUCGUUUGCAUGUAACAUAUGUUCAGCAUGAUAUGCAACAUGUGAUUUCUUAUGAUUCUGAAUAGUUUCCAUACACGUGACUUUUCCCUAAUUACUAAUCAGAUGGG
Messenger RNA from Schistosoma haematobium, 2618 nucleotides. Its product is annotated as Glutamate decarboxylase 2. The transcript has a single exon. The record is from RefSeq and is a predicted model, not a curated record. The coding region runs from base 966 to 1949 and encodes 327 amino acids. NCBI's taxonomy places the organism in Eukaryota, Metazoa, Platyhelminthes, Trematoda, Strigeidida, Schistosomatidae. Gene Ontology annotation, molecular function: glycosyltransferase activity. Gene Ontology annotation, biological process: carbohydrate metabolic process.